This is a messenger RNA of Megalops cyprinoides (Indo-Pacific tarpon), 1016 nucleotides long. Its product is annotated as endonuclease domain-containing 1 protein-like. The coding region runs from base 37 to 921 and encodes 294 amino acids. The record is from RefSeq and is a predicted model, not a curated record. NCBI's taxonomy places the organism in Eukaryota, Metazoa, Chordata, Actinopteri, Elopiformes, Megalopidae. Gene Ontology annotation, molecular function: metal ion binding; hydrolase activity; nucleic acid binding. The transcript has 2 exons.
ACAGACAGACAGACAGAGAGCUGCUGAUCUGUCACUAUGACACACCUGCUGGUUCCCUGUGCCCUCGCCCUGUGGGUGCUGUGCUGUGCUCCCCUGGGUCAAGCAGCAGUGGUGGAGGAUUUCAACCACAUAGAGAGGUGCAAGGACUCGCUCUACAUGGGCACGCCACCGCGGGGCUACCUCAGCACCAGCAUGAAGAAGAUCUGCCAGCGCUACGAGGACAAGCCGCGCUACGUCACCCUCUACGACCCCCGCAAGCACAUCCCCAUCUACUCCGCCUACACCUUCAAGAAGUCUGAUGGGGAGAAGCACGUUGACUUCCCUUGGAUGUUCGAGCCUCAGCUGGCCAGUGAGAAGGGAGGUGGUAACAUGGAGCCAUUCCCCCAGACCCACAUGCACAAUAACUUCGAGGACACGCAGGCGGUGCUGGAGGACUUUUCUGACGUGGUCCAGUACGAGCGUGGCCACCUGAACCCGGACGAGCACCAGGCUGAUCCGCUGGACAAGGCCGCCACCUACACCCUGACCAACGUGGUGCCGCAGAUCCGGGAGUUCAACACGGGCCCUUGGUCCGACCACGAGGACCGCGUCCGCAAGAGGCUCAACAACUACUGCCGCGGCACGGCCUACGUGGUGACCGGCACCACCACCUCCGGAAACAUGAUCCGCCGGGACAACAUGGACCGCGUGGCCAUCCCGGAGUACAUGUGGACCACCUACUGCUGCACCGACUUUGACCACAACGCCCCCUACUUUGUGCGCUACAAGUUCCCCGUGUUCGGCGCCUACGCCCUCAAUGACCGCGUCAACAACCACGUGGUGGAGGUGCCCGUCAAGAACCUGGAGAAGUUCCUGAAGGGGAAAAUGGACGUGGACAAGAACUUCCAGAUCUUCUACAACGACUGCGUCCCAGACUUCUAAAACGUGCCACACUGAUACUGUCCCCACACCCCCCCCACGAGUGUGCCUUCUGGAUUUCCCUCUACAAUUUGGUUUCAAAACGUAGCAAACAAAAU